GUGACAUGCUUGCAAGACUUCUUUGGAGAUGAUGAUGUCUUCAUUGCAUGUGGGCCUGAGAAAUACCGAUAUGCUCAGGAUGACUUCGUGUUGGAUCACAGCGAAUGCCGUGUUAUGAAGUCCUCUUAUUCCCGAUCAUCUGGCAUGAGGCAAACUGGGUCCAAAAGUCCAGGACCUUCACGUCGAAGCAAAUCACCUGCCUCAGUAAAGAGGGGUGGCCACUACUCCAGUGCUUACUCUUCAGCAAAAUCCCCAGUUAAUGGAACCCCAAGCAGUCAAUUAUCCACCCCAAAAUCUACAAAGUCCUCCAGUUCUUCACCAACAAGCCCAGGCAGCUUUCGUGGACUCAAGAUACCUCCACAUGGUGGAUCUUCUUCCAAUGUGAAUGGUGUACCUGAAUCACUCAAUUGCCAGAGUCCCGAAGGUGUGAAUGGAAACAAGUGCCUAGGGUCAUCUACCAUUCUUGAGAAGUAUAAAGUGGGGAAGGUGAUUGGUGAUGGCAAUUUUGCUGUUGUAAAGGAGUGCGUAGAACGAUCCACGGGAAAGGAGUUUGCACUGAAGAUCAUAGACAAGGCUAAAUGCUGUGGAAAGGAACACCUGAUUGAAAAUGAAGUGUCUAUUCUGCGUCGAGUGAAGCAUCCAAAUAUCAUUAUGCUUAUAGAGGAAAUGGACACCCCAGCAGAACUCUAUCUGGUGAUGGAGCUAGUCAAGGGAGGAGAUCUAUUUGAUGCUAUCACUUCUUCUACAAAAUAUACAGAGCGAGAUGGGAGUGCAAUGGUCUACAAUCUAGCCAGUGCACUGAAAUACCUUCAUGGUCUCAACAUUGUGCACAGAGACAUCAAGCCAGAAAAUCUCCUGGUAUGUGAAUAUCCAGAUGGAACCAAGUCUUUGAAGCUAGGAGACUUUGGACUGGCAACUGUGGUUGAAGGACCUUUAUAUACCGUCUGUGGUACACCCACAUAUGUGGCUCCAGAAAUCAUUGCAGAGACAGGAUAUGGCUUAAAAGUGGAUAUUUGGGCUGCAGGUGUGAUCACAUACAUAUUGUUAUGUGGAUUUCCACCUUUUCGCAGUGAAAACAACCUCCAGGAAGACCUCUUUGAUCAGAUACUUGUUGGGAAGCUGGAAUUUCCCUCUCCCUACUGGGAUAACAUCACUGAUUCAGCAAAGGAGCUAAUUAGCCUGAUGUUACAUGUGAAUGCUGAAGCCCGAUAUACAGCAGCACAGAUCUUAAGCCAUCCCUGGGUGUCAGAUGAUGCUUCCCAGGAGAAUAAUAUGCAAGCUGAAGUAACAGGUAAACUGAAGCAGCACUUUAAUAACACCCUACCCAAGCAAAAUAACACAUCUGCUGGGGUUUCUGUCAUCAUGAACACAGCUCUAGAUAAAGAGAGUCAGAUUUUCUGCAGCAAGCGCUGUCAGGACUCUGGUAGAGCUGGAAUGGAGAAAAUUUCUGCAAUUGUUGCUGCAGCUGAUGAUCCUCGUGUGGCUGGGUCCAAGACCCUCUUCCCUGCUGCUUCUGAGCCACUCAGAUCCCCCACGGUCCCUGCCUCAGUAUCUCCUGAGUUUGCUGGGGAUCAGCCUGGUGCAUAGGACUGAUGAAACCAAAUCCAACUGAAGCUCCCUGCACUCUUGCCACAAUUUGUCUUCAUUUCACACACCAGUUUGUUUGCAGUUUGCGUGCACCCUCUCGUGACGAGCCCAAGGCAGGCUCUGUCAUGGGAGACUGAUCUUCUAAUAGUGGGCGAGCGAAUGUGCGCUUUGAGUGCUCUUGGCCCUUGUCUUGAGAACAGCAGUAGGGGAAAGAUUCUGGCAAUAUGUUAGAUGAUUUUUAAGUUAUCUGUGUUAGUUUAAUUAACUGCAUUUCACACAGCCUUGGGCUCUAAAUAGACUAACUCUGGUGUAGCUAACCAUAUUUUUAUAUGAGCAGUGAGACAAUGAACAGUUACCUGGCCUCACCUCUAUAAGCAGGCCCUGUUCUGUUCUGAUGAGG
This is a messenger RNA of Balearica regulorum gibbericeps (East African grey crowned-crane), 1987 nucleotides long. The record is from RefSeq and is a predicted model, not a curated record. Lineage: Eukaryota; Metazoa; Chordata; Aves; Gruiformes; Gruidae.